UAUGGGCUCUCGCUGCAAUUGGCCUUCCAGAGUUUCCUUCCAUUCGCUCCUCCCCUGCGGCAACGCUUUUAGCUCCCAACGCAAGAACGCAACGCCGCCAUACCCUUCCUUCCCUCCCCCUGCCGUUGCGGGAUCCUCCACCCGUUGCUCCUCUCUCAGUCCAGGGGCGGCGGAGAUCCACCCGGGCGAGGACUCGUUCCUUCUUGCGUUGGGUGCUUUACUAAUCAAUCCAUCCGUCGAUCCAUGAUUGGAUUAGGUUCUUCUUCAUCGCGCAAGAUCGACAUUGUUUGAUCUUAGUACCUAAUUAAGGAUGGUGACCUGAAGAAAUACUAUCUUCUCAUCUGUGUCAUAUGCCAGUUUCUAUUUGGGAAGAGUAGCAUUAAGUACUCUAGUUAUCCUAAAACAAAAAAAGUCUCUCAAAUGUUUAUAUGUUUUUUUUUUGUCUACUGUUGGCCACAGUAUGUAAAAUACGAGCAAACAAUGAAGAUGUAUGAAUUAGCACUCUGGUAAAUUGAUUGAUAAUAACGAUUAUUGUGGUGGAAGAGUUACGCCGCUCAGUGUUUACAUAUAUGUGGCAUAGUUUUACUGCUUUAGAAAUAGAGUGAGUGAUUGGGAAUUGUAUUAGAGUGAGGCAGCAUUCGCUCAGCAGUAACUGAUAGCUCAAAUAUCUCAUUUGGUUGAACCGAGUACAACAUUAUUCAAGGUUACCGUGGAUUAAAAUAUUAGUCAACUAGAUUUUUGGCCCCAUUUUGUUGAUCAAGAAUAGCCCAAUGUUUUCUUUCAAAACGAUAUGAAUAUAUGAUUAUUGAGGAAAAUGUUUGCAGCUUUUCUUAAGAUAGCAUCUAUUUUUUCUUCAGGUCAUCUCUUUGUCUGCUUGUUACUUCAUGAUUGGUCUCAUGGAAGACCAUGGGUCAUGGGAUUCUCUUUCAGUUGAUCACAUUAGAGCUCCUGCAUUCAACUCUGGAGUCGUUUCUGAGGCUAGCAAUGGAAGCAAAGAAUUCUCAGUUUCAUUGGACAUCGUCGUUCCUGAUGAUAUUCUCGAGAGAAUUUUCACAUUCUUGCCUAUAGCAAGCAUGAUAAGGGCAACAGCAGUAUGCAAAAGAUGGUACGACAUUAUCUAUUCAAGCAGAUUUCUUUGGACCGACAUGUCGCCUCAAAGACCAUGGUACUUCAUGUUCACCUCUAACGAAACUGCUGCUGGGUAUGCUUUUGACCCCAUCCUCCGGAAGUGGUAUGAUUUAGCGCUGCCUUAUAUUGAUAAGAGCAGCUGUUUUGUUUCUUCUUCUUGUGGCCUAGUUUGCUUCAUGGAUAAUGACAACAGGAACACCAUUUCUGUAUCUAACCCUAUCACUAAAGAUUACAAAAGGCUUUUGGAGCCUCCAGGUGUAACAUUGCCAGACUACAGUACGAUUGCCAUAAAGGUUGAUCGGCUGUCUCAUAACUACACCAUUACGUUGGCAAAAUCCAAGCAGAUUCCUGAAGAUUUUGUCCGAUGGGACUUUUCGGUAUACCAGUAUCAUUCAUGGAGUGGUACAUGGGUAACUGCUGUGAGCGAAGUGUUCAUUGGUUGGAGAGGGGGUGAUGAUAGUGUAAUAUGCGAUGGAGUCCUGUACUGCUUGAUUCACUCCACUGGUGUUCUUGGCAAUGUCAACCCCCGUCAUGGCCUUAUCAUGCAUGACCUUGUUGCUGGACCUUCUGAGACUUCGUUAAUGCAAAUGUCAGUCCCAGUACCUUGUUCUCUCACUUGUGGACGCCUGGUAAACUUAAAAGAGAAGCUGGUUUUGGUUGGCGGAAUUGCAAAACACAAUAGACCAGAUAUCAUUAAAGGAAUAGGAAUAUGGGAACUCAAUGAGAAACAAUGGCAUGAGGUAGCUCGGAUGCCACACAAAUUCUUCCAAGGAUUUGGUGAAUUUGAUGAUGUUUUCGCCAGCAGCGGCACGGAUGACCUUAUCUAUAUACAAAGCUAUGGUGCAACUGCCUUGCUUGUUUUUGACAUGAUGCAGAAGCAAUGGAGGUGGUCAGUAAAAUGCCCUGUGAGCAAAAGAUUUCCUCUCCAGCUUUUCACUGGGUUUUGCUUUGAGCCUCGGCUCGAUAUCACUGCUUAAUGUGUACCAUUUUAUCUUUUUGUCUUUCAGUGGAAUCAGAUCAGCUAUCAUGCUAUUAUUCAUGAAAAUCCAUGCAAGCUCUGUCUCAUUCUUUUGACCAUUUUGUUAUUUUCCUUUUAUGAGUUCUCACUGCUGCCUCCCUCUCAUUUGUCCUUCUGGAUGCAAUUAUUUGUUUUUGCCUUCAUCAGAUGAAUCCGUAGAAUGCUAUAUGUGCGGACUUGCGUAUCUUU
This is a messenger RNA of Phragmites australis (common reed), 2335 nucleotides long. RefSeq names its product F-box/kelch-repeat protein At3g61590-like. Gene Ontology annotation, molecular function: protein binding. The record is from RefSeq and is a predicted model, not a curated record. NCBI's taxonomy places the organism in Eukaryota, Viridiplantae, Streptophyta, Magnoliopsida, Poales, Poaceae. Bases 885 to 2105 code for a protein of 406 amino acids. The transcript is spliced from 3 exons.